AGAGUACUCCUGGCCAGGGCGCCGCCCGCCCGCGAGGCGCUCUCUCGCGCUCUGGCGCGCGAGGCGCGCCGCCCGCGGGCCGCGUGCGAUGCCGGGCCGGGAGCACCCCGCGGGCAUCAGCGUGGCGCCCGCGGGCAGCGCGGAGCGUUUGCAGGCCUCCCGCGAUGCCAGGCCCCCCUCGCCCCCUGGGCUCCUCGGCAUGCUGGUGCCGAAGCUGCUCGGCGUGGAGGAGGACGACAGCGCUGAGGGCGCGGCUGGCGAGUCUCCGCAGGCGGGCUCGGACAGCAGCGAGGACGAGGAGCACGAGCCGCCAGAGCCCCGGGCCGCUCCCCGCGGCCUCUCGGGGCUCCUCAGGUGGGGCAGGGAUCCAGGGCCUGGCCCCAACGAGG
Messenger RNA from Prorocentrum cordatum, 389 nucleotides. The record is from the annotation of a GenBank genome assembly. Lineage: Eukaryota; Dinophyceae; Prorocentrales; Prorocentraceae.